AUGUCAGGAGCGUCUGAUUUUCUAAGUAAAGGUAUCGAUUUAGUGCAAAAGGCGAUAGACGCUGAUACUGCAACUAGAUACGAGGAGGCCUACAAGUUAUACUACAAUGGUCUUGAUUACUUGAUGUUGGCCAUCAAGUAUGAAAAGAACCCCAAGUCGAAAGAGCUUGUUAAAUCAAAAUUUACAGAGUAUUUAACUCGAGCAGAACAGUUGAAAGACCACCUCGAGAAACAACAAAACAAAUCCAACUCAGCUGAAAACUCCACUAAUGGCUCAACAAAGGCAAAGAAGUCCGGAAGCGGAGAUGAUGAUGAUGACGCGGAUACAAAGAAAUUAAGAGGUGCUCUCGCAGGAGCAAUCUUGUCUGAAAAACCAAAUGUCAAAUGGUCAGAUAUUGCUGGACUUGAAGGAGCAAAAGAAGCGUUGAAAGAGGCGGUAAUCUUACCUGUGAAAUUCCCUCAGCUAUUCGUGGGCAAUAGGAAACCGACAUCCGGUAUUCUUUUAUAUGGACCACCAGGUACAGGUAAAUCGUACUUGGCUAAAGCAGUUGCUACGGAAGCAAACUCGACAUUUUUCAGUGUUUCUUCAUCAGAUUUAGUUUCAAAGUGGAUGGGUGAAUCGGAAAGACUUGUAAAACAAUUGUUUACCAUGGCUAGGGAGAACAAGCCGUCCAUUAUAUUCAUUGAUGAGGUUGAUGCUUUGUGUGGACCAAGAGGAGAGGGUGAGAGUGAAGCUUCAAGAAGAAUCAAAACAGAAUUGUUGGUGCAAAUGAAUGGUGUGGGAAAUGAUUCACAGGGUGUAUUGGUGUUGGGCGCCACAAACAUUCCUUGGCAAUUGGAUGCUGCAAUUAGAAGAAGAUUCGAAAGAAGAAUUUACAUUCCGUUACCUGACGUUGAAGCAAGAUCGAGAAUGUUUGAGAUCAACAUUGGUGAAGUCCCAUGUGAAUGUUCUCCUCAUGAUUAUAGAACUUUAGCUGAAAUGACGGAUGGUUAUUCUGGGCAUGAUAUUGCUGUGGUUGUACGAGAUGCUUUGAUGCAACCCAUCAGAAAGAUUCAACAAGCGACUCAUUUCAAACCUGUAAUGGAUGAUGACGACAAGGAAAAAUUAACACCUUGCUCGCCUGGCGAUGCUGAUGCAAAAGAAAUGAGCUGGAUGGAAAUAGAAACCGAUCAAUUGAAGGAGCCAGCCUUAACGAUAAAAGAUUUUAUUAAAUCAAUCAAAAGCAAUAGGCCUACCGUCAAUGAGUCUGAUAUAGCAAACCAUGUCAAAUUCACUGAAGAUUUUGGUCAAGAGGGUAACUGA
Messenger RNA from Lodderomyces parapsilosis, 1302 nucleotides. RefSeq names its product AAA family ATPase (gene VPS4). The transcript has a single exon. The record is from RefSeq and is a predicted model, not a curated record. The coding region runs from base 1 to 1302 and encodes 433 amino acids. Gene Ontology annotation, biological process: endosomal transport; vacuole organization. Gene Ontology annotation, molecular function: ATP hydrolysis activity; ATP binding. NCBI's taxonomy places the organism in Eukaryota, Fungi, Ascomycota, Pichiomycetes, Serinales, Debaryomycetaceae.